GGCGUCGUGCACAUGCGGGAUGUUUCGGAAGCGCAGGACGCGGACUUGUGCGGGUCGCAAUGACGGAAGCACACAGCGUCUUCCCGAGAAGCGACAUGUUUCGCUUGAAUAAACUAGGAAAAAGCCGAUAGAAUCCAGUCCUUGUGUUCGAUUGCGACCUUUUCCACGGGAAAUGGCGGCUUUUAUUGCACAUCCCUCAGUAAGGAUCAAAGGAACUGAGCAAAUCUACAAUCCAGUUCUGUGCCAGGAUGAGAAAUGCGCUGCCAGGGCUAAGGGCAGCCACAUGCACUGUCCCUUCUGCAAUGUUGCCGAGGCAUACCAGGACCCGGUGAUCUUGCAGGCCCAUUACAGAGUCAAACAUGUAGACAAGGGCAUUGAUUUUGCUGGCUUAAAAGUACUGCGGUGUUGCAACCACUGUGAGAUUGUUGGCACAAUUAAAGGUGAGAAGAAGUUCAAAGGGGCCCACUGGCACUGUUACCGGUGCCGAAAUGGCUUCAACCGCAGGGAUGAGGCCAUCAAGCAUUACAAAACCCACUUCCGCAACCCGCACACCACCUUUCAGAUCCAGAUCACCCAGGAGGUGAACAACCGGCAGUAUUAUGAACAGAACGCAGAGGCACAUCCGAAGGCCUACGGUGGCCUCGCAAUUUCCUCUGGCACCAAUGGGGAAUGCUGCACCAUUGGUUCAAUGCUGGCUCAGACUGUCAUUAACACGUCAACAAGUGCAGAAUCCCUUCUCAGAGAGGUACACAAGGACAGCAGCGUGAACAAUGGGAUGAUGGUGGGAGCCGUGGAGACGGUGGGACCUUCCCAGCAGGCCUCAGGCCGCGAGACACUGGUACUGAUGAAUCCCAGUGGGGAGAACGACAGUCUGGUAUUCGAAGAAACAUCCAGCAUCAUUGGCGAGCAGGGUGGAGAGAACCUGGACCAGAGUCUGCUGCUGGAGCGGCAGCUUCUGGAACUGCAUCAGCAGAACCAGGCGCUGCAGCAAGAGAAGGACCUCAUGGAGAAGAAACUGCAGGCUGAGAUCCAGCAGCUUAAAGACCAUAUGGUCAGUCUGGUGCAGGCGAAUGUAAAAAUGUUUGAAGAGCUGCAGUUAUAUCGCACUGUCGAAGGGAGUGAGGAGAAGAUCACUAAGCUUGUAGAAAGCUUGGAGGCCCAGCAUCAUGAACUGCUCAAGACCCAACUAGCCACCCUCAAGAAGGAGAUUCUGCAGCAGCACAACGGGCUGACGGUCAAUGGGCACCCAGGGGAGCACCUUGGCCUUCCUGUCGAGUGCCAGGGGGCGACGGGGGCCCUGGCUGUGUCUUUUCUGAACACAGAGCCGUCCGAGGUGCAGGAGGGUGGCGCUCUCACAGGAAUUGAACUUGUGGAGGUGCAGCUGGGACCAGAGCAGGUGCAGCCUGCAGCUAAGACUGCAGACCUAGUUCCUGCCCCCAGUCCUGUCUGCCCUGCAGAGCUGGCCCCGGAGCGGCAGGUGGUGCUGUCUCCCGCAAAGCGCUUGUCUGACGCUGUGCCUGAAGGCGAGGCCAGAAACAAACUGGCACGCACAACCUGACUUCUGGGAGCACCUUCGCCCUCCAUUUGUCAUCGUCUGCCUCCUAAUGAUACCACAGCUGAACUUAUGGCGGAAGCGCUCUAGAGUCCUGCGUAUGAUUGUUGGGGGGGGCUGUGGCUCGCUCCCACACUGAGCAAACUGCUCUGUACCAGGGUACUGCUCUGUACCAGGGUACUGCUCUGUGGACACUUUUUAUACCUGCUAGUAUAGUUUUGUAAGCGCGAUGGUUCACGCUGUAUUAAAGACGUUUCCUGGACCGGAACCAAAUUAUUUAUGUCACUGUAUUUUAAUUGUAAUUCUUAAAAUGUUAACCUUACACCCUUCAUCUCUUCCAGAUUGUUCCAGAUUGUAUUCCAGAUGUUAAAACAUUAGAAGUUCCCCUGAAUUAGGUCGGAUCGUCACUACUGUUUUACUAAUAAAUCCUCUUAAGCAGUCUAAUAUUUAUUUUAAUGGUCUAAUGUGAAUAGUUCAUUCAUCCUUCUGUGGAUAUUGUGUAGUUUACAGGUAAGAGCCAGUUUUGGGGUCAGUAUAGAGCUAGACAGGAUCCAGUGUCUUGGACCAAUUAGGGCUAAGGUUCUUUCUCAGUGGCCAACGGUGACAGUGCGCUUCUGGCUACAGGAUUGGUGUUGGUAACCUUCCAGUCCCAAGGUACAGAGUCACUCUGUGAGAGACUUAAAGCAGUGGACUGCUUAUCAAACUGUGAGCAUUCAAAGGAAUGCCGUAAAAACAUGACUGACACGAACAGAGGGUACUGCUCAUGGAGUGGGCUGGGUUAAAAUAAAAUACCAAAAGGUU
Messenger RNA from Brienomyrus brachyistius, 2353 nucleotides. RefSeq lists its product as uncharacterized. The coding region runs from base 173 to 1558 and encodes 461 amino acids. Lineage: Eukaryota; Metazoa; Chordata; Actinopteri; Osteoglossiformes; Mormyridae. The transcript is spliced from 8 exons. The record is from RefSeq and is a predicted model, not a curated record.